AUGGCUUACUUUGAUGUGAUAGGGAAGGAGAAGCUGGAAGUGUGGGGUAUGAUAGCAGAUAAGGAUGCAGUCAGGGUUCAUGCAGGAGACCAAAGGGAGGAGAGUGCAAGUUCAGAGAUAAGGGCAGAGUCAGCAUACAUAGAUGCAGCUGCCAGUGAUGCUGCUGACCAGAGUGAGGACAGUGCAAGUGCAAGUGCAGGUGGCUCAGGGUCAGGGAGCACAGGGAACCUGUUAGGAAAGAAUGAUUUAGGGACACGAGAAACAGGCCCAAAGCAACCCAGACGGGACCAGUACCCCUCCACUAGUUUUGGAAAGCAGCAACGGUCUUUCCAGUACAAAUGGUUUGAAUCUUUUGACUGGCUGGAGUAUUCUUUGAGCAGAAACUCUUCACACUGUUUCUCAUGCAAGCUCUUUGGGAAACACAACCCUAGAGCCAGCAAAGAUGCCCUCCUCAGCACUGAGGGCUUUAAUAACUGGAAAAGGGCCUUGGAUAGCUACCGAGAGCAUGAGGCAAGUGCUGUCCACAAGUCAUCUAUCCUGGCCUGGAAGAAUUACAGAGCUACGCUAACAGAAGGCGAUGUUGUCGACCAAAUGAAUGUUGGAAAUUCCAGUCAGAUUAGUGAAAGGAGAGAAUACCUGCGGCGCAUUGUGGCCAUCACUAGCCUUUUAGGGAAACAAGGCAUUGCUUUCCGUGGUCAUGAUGAAACCAGCUCCUCCCUGAAUCAGGGAAACUUUUUAGAAGUAAUGAAGCUCCUUGAAACCUUUGACCCCUUCCUCCAGAACUACCAGGCCCCUUCUCAUUCAACAUAUCUAUCUCCUGCCUUGCAGAACAGCAUGAUCGAAUGUUGUGCUGAUGAAGUGACUGCAACCAUCGUAGAAGAGAUCAAGGCAUCGGAAAUGUAUGCAGUGAUGGCUGAUGAGGCAAGUGAUGGCCACGUUGAACAGCUUGCUGUUUGUGUGCGCUAUGUUACAGCUGACGGCGGAGUCAAAGAACGUCUCCUUGAACUUGUCACCCUUAAGGGAUUGAAUGCACAGUGCAUCAGUGACGCAAUUGAAAAUGUAUUGGAGUCGAAUGGCCUUAAUGAUCUCCUGUGUGUCACUCAGGCUUAUGAUGGAGCUUCCGUUAUGAGUGGUUCAGUAAGUGGAGUUCAAGCUCGCUUUCGUGAGAAACACCCAGAAGCAUUGUACGUACACUGCUAUGCUCAUGAGCUGAACCUGGUUCUCUGCCAUACGUGCAGGGCUGUUCCAGAAGCCAGUGACCUGUUUGAGACAUUGGAGAGUGUCUACUGUUUCUUCAGUGUAUCAAUCGUAAACCAUCAGCGAUUCUCUGAUGUCCAGAUGCUCCUGGGCUUGAAGAAGAGUGAGCUUGUCCAGCUGUCAAAAACCCGAUGGGCAUGUCAGGUGAAGUCUGUGAGAGCAAUGCUCAACAAUCUGCCAGCUGUUUUAAAGUGCCUGGAAGAGAGUGCAGUCGGAUUACUGUCAAAGCUGUCCAGGUUUUCAAAUGUCUACCUGCUGGUCAUGUUCCGGAGUAUGCUGUCAACUACAGAGGGGCUGCACCUGUACCUUCAGAAGGAUUCUGUGGACUUGGCCCAAGCAACACUCUUUAAAGAUGCAGUCCUUGACACACUGAAAUCCAUCCGAACCAAUGAAAUGGCAGACAAGCUUUACAAUGAAGCAAAACACAUCUAUGAUGCCAACAACAUAUGUGAGAGUCACAGUGGUCGCAGGCACAAGCAGAGGGUGAUGGAGGACUUUACAAUAGAGUCCACCUUGGGUACAAGGGCUCAUCUGGGCACAGAAGACCAGCUGAAACAAACUCUGUUGUACCCAUGUCUUGACCGUAUGGUAACUGAGCUAAACAGCAGAUUUUCUGAUGUGGGGGCAGAGCUAAUGCGAGGCAUUCAAGCUUGCAACCCAGCGGCCGUUGAUUUCUUCUGUGAGGAUUCCCUAGAGCUGAUUGCAACACAUUAUAAAAUGUCAUUGAAAAAAGAGGAGAUCCUGGUGGCAAAGCAGUUCCUUUCUAGAAGAAAGAGAGAAGGUGCCGUUUCUGACAUGGGCAGUGUUUACAAGCUACUUCACCCAGACAUGUUCCCAACCUUGAGCUCAGUUGUCCAAGCAGCCUUGACAAUACCUGUCAGCAGUUGCACGUGUGAGCGGUCGUUCAGUGUACUGCGCCGUGUCCACACCUGGCUGAGGAGAACCAUGGGCCAGGAGAGGCUACAUCAUUUGGCUAUUAUGGCAGUGGAGAAGGAUGCGCUUUGUGGCUUAGACCAUGGUGAAGACAUUGACCGGUUCGCCCAAGUCAAACCGAGGAGAUACCCACUUGUGCUCAAAGGACAAAGGUCCAAAGAAAGGAGCAAGAAACAGUGA
Platichthys flesus (European flounder) is the source of this 2370-nucleotide messenger RNA. Its product is annotated as zinc finger MYM-type protein 1-like. The record is from RefSeq and is a predicted model, not a curated record. Gene Ontology annotation, molecular function: protein dimerization activity. Bases 1 to 2370 code for a protein of 789 amino acids. The transcript is spliced from 4 exons. NCBI's taxonomy places the organism in Eukaryota, Metazoa, Chordata, Actinopteri, Pleuronectiformes, Pleuronectidae.